AUGAAGGUCCAAACAGCUACCCUAAUUGCAUCUUCUGUGUCUGCCGUUACACUCGGUGCGUGCCUCGUGGCAAUGUUCUCCAUCUAUUCUGACGUAGCUGGCUUCUGGAUUGAGCUCGAAAGAGAACUUAGCAAUUUCAGGGUCACAACCGAUUACCUUUGGAAAGACAUUAUGAGUAUUGGAUCGGCAAGAAGGGUCCGCCGUCAGUAUGAAAAUGCAUCAACCAGCAAAUCUCCCAGCGAUGGACCACCUUCAGUCCCUCCUGGUAGCCCUCCUUCCACACCUCCUGUCUUUGCCCAGCAACCAGGAGCUAACGGAGAUACACGAUGUAACUGCAACGUUGACAGCAAAUGCCCACCCGGUCCUCCAGGACCAAAGGGAGUUCCAGGUGCACCAGGUCCUGAAGGACAAUCAGGCCUAGACGGAAAACCAGGUUUUAACUCCGAUGACAUUGUACCUCGACGAAAUACAAUUGGCUGCUUCUACUGCCCUAGUGGACCGCCUGGGCCACCCGGGGCGCUGGGUCGUCCUGGGCCUCGGGGACUGCCAGGACCAAAGGGGAUUGAUGGAAACCCGGGACGAGAUGGAACACCAGGAAGCCCUGGAGAGCAAGGACCAGCUGGAUCUAUUGGAAAGCUCGGAGAGCCUGGACUUCCAGGAGUAAAAGGCCUUGAUGCAGAGCAUCCAGUUGGUAGGCCCGGGCCGAAAGGUCCUAGUGGUGAUGCAGGACUCCCAGGACCGCCUGGUCCCAAUGGACUUAAUGGAUCUCAUGGAAGAUCCGGACCGAUUGGACCUCCGGGAGCAACUGGUGUGCCAGGACCUCAAGGCCCUGAUGGAACAAUUGGCGAUGAGGGUCUCGAAGGAAGACCCGGGAAAGAUGCAGAAUACUGCCCGUGUCCUGACCGCCCUUCUGAUUUCGAAUCUACUGCCCGGAAUGGUUAUCAGCGGCUUCAAACUCUGUAA
Necator americanus (New World hookworm) is the source of this 963-nucleotide messenger RNA. RefSeq lists its product as uncharacterized. NCBI's taxonomy places the organism in Eukaryota, Metazoa, Nematoda, Chromadorea, Rhabditida, Ancylostomatidae. The coding region runs from base 1 to 963 and encodes 320 amino acids. Gene Ontology annotation, molecular function: structural constituent of cuticle. The record is from RefSeq and is a predicted model, not a curated record. The transcript has 2 exons.